Messenger RNA from Ochlerotatus camptorhynchus, 5294 nucleotides. RefSeq names its product rickets (gene rk). The coding region runs from base 29 to 3718 and encodes 1229 amino acids. NCBI's taxonomy places the organism in Eukaryota, Metazoa, Arthropoda, Insecta, Diptera, Culicidae. The transcript has 15 exons. Gene Ontology annotation, molecular function: G protein-coupled peptide receptor activity; protein binding; protein-hormone receptor activity. Gene Ontology annotation, cellular component: plasma membrane. Gene Ontology annotation, biological process: hormone-mediated signaling pathway; adenylate cyclase-activating G protein-coupled receptor signaling pathway; activation of adenylate cyclase activity. The record is from RefSeq and is a predicted model, not a curated record.
GUUGAAGGAAAGUUUGCUGAUUCCUUCGAUGGACCCGGAGAAGCAAGCUAAAGCAAUGUAUGAAAAAGCAUUGCAGCAGUACGGGAUUGUUGGACGAACACUGAAGGAGAUUUGCAAACCCUGGCAAGCCAAGGGUUGUCAGUGUGCUGGUUCUUCGGACGAGGUAGCACUAACAUGUCGAAGCAUCGGCCUGGAGACGAUUCCGGUUAACCUGCCGGCGGAGCUUGUCAAACUUGACAUCAGCAGCAACAACAUCUCUAGUUUACCAAAUAAAUCGUUCGAUAUGCUACCAAAUCUAGAAGAACUGACUCUUUCCCACAACAGGAUAGAAAACAUCGACAGUGAGGCAUUCUUCGGACUGUCGAGUCUGAAAAAAUUGGUGCUCCAAAAUUGCGGCCUCGUGCGUAUUCCGGCGGAAGCCCUGCAUCAAGUUCGCACCAUUUCCUCCCUGCAGUUGGACAGCAACCUGAUUGCCGGAGUGGAGAACGUAACCUUUCGUGGGUUCAACUAUCUGAAGAGUUUGAGACUGGAAGGCAAUCUGCUGCAACGGAUUCCAACGGAAGCGUUGAUCGGAUUGAGAUCACUAGAAGCUUUAAACUUAGGGAAUAAUUUAUUAACUACAAUAAGGGAAGGAGAUUUUCCGCUUUUGGAAAGUUUACAUAUUUUAUUAGUGAAGAGGAAUCAAAUAAGUGAAAUAACUUCCGGUGCUUUAACAAAUUUAACUCGUUUAAAAGUUCUAGAAUUAGAUGAUAAUGCAUUAAGUUCAGUGCCUGUUGGCUUGGAGAAUCUCGUGAUGCUGCAGGAAUUGUCGGCAUCAGGAAACCGUAUCCGAUGGAUCUCGAAGGAUGAUUUCCCCAAAAGUCUAGUCACACUUGAGCUCAAAUCUAAUCCACUAGUUGGCAUCAAGCCAGGUGCACUACAGAAUAUGUCACGGCUUCGAAAGUUAAUUCUUUCCGAUGUUCGGGGCCUUCAAGAACUACCUCCACUAGAUGGCUGCACUUCGCUGGAAGUGCUGCGGAUCGAUAGAGCCAACCUUACCAAACUACCUGAUCAUAUUUGUAAGACUUCGCCACGCUUAAGGAGUUUAGACUUGAAAUCCAAUAGAUUGAGAAGCAUUCCAAAUGUGACAAACUGUCGUGAUUUAAGAGUUUUAGAUUUAGCCGGUAAUAGUAUAAGCUCAGUGCACGGAGCCCCCUUCUCUAGUCUCGGCCAGCUGCACGAUCUGCUGCUAUCCAAUAACGAAAUCGAAUCGAUCCCGUACGAUGCAUUCGUUGGCCUCUCUCGAUUGCAAGUCCUCGACAUAGAAGCAAACCGUAUCUACUUCAUUCACCAGGACACCUUCCGGCCACUAGUCAAGCUGGAAGAUUUAAACCUAGGGAAUAAUUUGUUUCCCCAUCUGCCCACGGCAGGGUUGGCACGUCUACUACACCUGAAGACAUUCAACAACCCUAACCUGAGAGAAUUCCCUCCACCGGAGUCCUUUCCCCGUAUUCAGACGCUUGCACUUUCCUACGCCUACCACUGCUGUUCGUUUCUGCAGCUGGUGGCGAGGGCUCCCAAAGUUUCUAAGCAUCAUCCCAUCAAGGAGGAGGUCCUCUUUCCGAUUGACAACGAGUUCGACAUGAGUUUGUGGAAUAAUAGCUACAACGACAUCUGGCCGCAAUUGCACAAUCUGAGCAAAAAGUUCGGCACCCAAAUCAACGACCUGCUGCACGCCUACGGUCCCGAAUACUAUCCAGGCGGAAUGCCAACCUAUCCGGAGGAGUAUUUCGAAGAGGAAGGUGGCGCCGGUCAUCCAAUCCCCACCGCACAACCAGGCACCAUUCAGUGCGUUCCGGAGCCGGGUCCAUUCAUGCCAUGUCAGGACCUGUUCGAUUGGUGGACGCUCCGGUGCGGUGUCUGGGUCGUAUUUCUUCUGGCGAUGCUUGGAAAUGGGACGGUCGUGUUUGUGCUCAUCUUCUCCCGAUCAAAAAUGGACGUGCCACGAUUUUUGGUGUGCAACUUGGCCGCUGCAGAUUUCUUCAUGGGAAUCUACUUGGGAUUUCUCGCGGUCGUAGAUGCUUCAACGCUGGGUGAAUUUCGCAUGUAUGCAAUUCCGUGGCAGAUGAGCGCUGGGUGUAAGCUAUCUGGAUUCCUGGCGGUGCUUUCAUCGGAACUUUCCGUUUAUACCCUAGCUGUGAUUACCCUGGAAAGAAACUAUGCAAUUACCCAUGCCAUGCAUUUGAAUAAAAGGCUAUCGCUGAGACAUGCUGGCUACAUUAUGACCAUCGGAUGGACAUUUGCCAUUACGAUGGCAAUCCUACCCUUAUUCGGCGUAUCUGACUACCGAGUGUUUGCUGUUUGUCUUCCAUUUGAAGUAACAAAUGGAACCGGUAGCUUAGCCUACGUUGUAUUCCUCAUGUUUAUCAAUGGUGUAGCUUUCCUGACCUUGAUGGGCUGCUACUUGAAAAUGUACUGCGCAAUCCGAGGUUCCCAGGCGUGGAACUCGAACGAUUCACGAAUAGCAAAGCGGAUGGCUCUUCUAGUCUUCACCGACUUCAUCUGUUGGUCUCCGAUAGCGUUCUUCUCACUGACUGCCGUUUUUGGACUGCACCUUAUCUCUCUAGAGCAAGCCAAAGUAUUCACCGUGUUCAUUCUACCUCUAAAUUCCUGCUGCAACCCGUUCCUCUAUGCCAUUCUAACCAAACAGUUCAAGAAAGACUGCGUCCUUAUAUGCAAGGCAAUUGAGGAGUCACGGGUGACGCGAGGUAUCGGUCGCUGUCGUCACAGUUCCAACUUCAGCAAUCGUCACACCCCGGCGAACACUAAUUCGUUGGUGGAAAGAUCUUCCCGCGAGCUUCCGCCGCUGCUACCUGGCCAAACGUGCAACUGUUCGGCGAAACUAAUGGAGCAGGAAAACCUACGCCGGCGCCUUCAACAGCAGAGUACAUUUUCCAAAACGUGGCGCCGGUUACUGUGUAACCUGGGUCAACGUAACGAAGGUCGUCGUGGCAGACGGAACGGUGACCAGUAUGCUUAUCAAAUCGCAGAAAUACAGCAGAAGCAGCACAAGCGUGCCGGGUCGGUAUCGUCCAGUGAGAACUUUAGCUCAUCCAGAUCGGACUCCUGGCGACAUGCUCAGCAUCACUGCGGAAUUCCACUGCGGCUGCUGGAUCCCAGGCGGAGGCACACGUCGUGGUUGAUCACGCGAAAGACCUCGCAGGAUUCGAAUCUGUCCAGCUCGCGCAACGAUUCGUCCGGAUCGACCGCCACGCAAAGCACCGGCACGUGGAGGAUAUCGCGAUCCAGUGCCAGCAAUUCGGUGGUGCUUCCCGGGCUGAAAGUCGAUGGGAUUGCACAUCCACAUCAUACCAGUGGUGCUCGUCAAUCAAUCCCGGGUGGUAAGCCCCGUCUCGUGCGUCAAUCGGCCGUCCAGGACGAUUCGCAGGAGCUUUCCUGUUCGCCACCGCGACUGGGUGUACGUUUCCUGCCUACAAUUCCAUCGGCAGCAGACAGUAGCAUACAACUGGACGAUGACACAGCCGAAGCACAUUCGAGUCCCUCGUCAAGUCACAGUGAACCUGCCAUCUGCGGUGAGGAUAUCGAAGCGGCUGGUGCCAGUGGAAGUGACCAACAGCAGCAGCAACAGCCCUCACCGGCUCCUUUCUAUGCCAUCCUACACGGGGGCAAUCCUCAGGCAACCGUAUCUAGUCUCAAAGAUAAAACCAAGCCGCCGUGAGCGGCUAGAGAUCCGCUCUAGGGUUAAGGAUAUGCUACAAGUAUUAAUCUCCGCAUUCUCUGUCUCCCUCUCGUUCAUUUGUUUCGAUUUCUCAAGUGCUGAGUCAACGACGUUUAAUUAGUCAAAAAUAUCCCAUUAAUUUGAUUUCCAUGAAGGUGAGCACCAUCACGAGAGCUCAAAAUGACACUUUUUUGAACACUGACAUCUCAGCAGAAUGUUUUAUCAUACGAACGGCAUAAAUUUUACAUACUAUUAGCGAUAAGGAAAAUCCGAACCAGUGUGAUACUUAAAUGAAUACUUUUUUUUAUCGAUAGACUAUUGGAAUAAUUUAUUGUAAAAUGUUUAGGAUAGCAAAUGUCAUGACAUUGGGGCAUUCAAUGCGAAGAAAGCGCAGAAAUUUCGGUAGCAAAGGCAAUUAUCUGUUAUUCUGCGAGCGGUAAAUCUAGUCAAAUUUAUCACGAAAUCCAGUAUGGCUGCAUGCAAGCUUUCUUGUACGCUACCACUUGCACACAAUUUCCUACUCAGGAAAAAAUAAAGCUCUCCUCUCCUAGAACGGGAGGCUUAUCCUGAACCGAGACUGCCUCAGGAUAGCACACAUUGCCUUUGCCGCUGACUUUUCACCAAAAGCUACAUUUCUCCAGCAAUUUAACGUGAAAAAAACUGAACGAUAAAAGCUCAAAUUCAGUUCAAAGCAACAGAAAUAAAACGGAAAACUCGUGAGAAAAUCACCGUCCACAGACAAUAACUCAUUGCAUCCUGAUGAUGAAAAACAGUUGAAUGCUUUCUCGUUUUCGCCAGAAAUAAAACAUGUUUAAACAAUAGCGUAAAACCUACAACAACAACUACAAAUGUGGAAGCAACCUGAAAAUGUAUAUUGUAUUUACAUGUAAGUCUGAAGUAGAAUUUGAAAGCUGCCAAAAAAAAUCUCAAGACAUGCGGAAACUUUUCAAAGCAAAAACUGUAUCUUAAAUCAACACUGCCAUUCGAAUCAAAAUUAGCAUUUUUCUAUUAGGUAAGAUGAAUAGAUUUAUAAACUUGAACAUGGUUAGGAAUAAAAUAUGUUCGUGAUACCAAAUGUGGAAGGAAAUUAUUUUACUGUGAGAAUCCAGAGUGCAUGAGAAGAAAGUAAGAAAAUUGUACUGCAGUAUUAAAAAAAAAUUGAAAUUAAGAUAACAGAAUGGUUAUUGGAAUAGAACGAUCAACGAUGGUCGAUUGUACAUAAAUAAAACAUGACAGAGAUUGAAAAUUUAACAAAACAGAAAUCAAAAACAGACAGUGUAUCCUACGGUGUGAAACAACUUCUAACACAAUUUAUACUCGUUGCAUGUUUUUGUUGUCCGACGGGAAGGGAAGCCAACCAGCAAACCAGAUAGGGCCGAAAAGAUAGCGCAUGUGAGAACGAGAACCAAACAAACAACACAUUGUUUCGGAAAGUUGAAGUGCAAGGUGACGCAUGAAGAUGAGAAGAUAAUAGAUAUUAUAUAUUUAUUCCAAAAAAUACUAACUUUACAGGUCUACCGUAACUUUAAAAAAGUUAUUGGAACAAAUUUACAUACAAGUGAAUAAAGAACCAUAA